This is a messenger RNA of Pundamilia nyererei, 1724 nucleotides long. Its product is annotated as growth hormone-regulated TBC protein 1-A-like. Lineage: Eukaryota; Metazoa; Chordata; Actinopteri; Cichliformes; Cichlidae. Gene Ontology annotation, biological process: regulation of GTPase activity. Bases 161 to 1210 code for a protein of 349 amino acids. Gene Ontology annotation, molecular function: small GTPase binding; GTPase activator activity. The record is from RefSeq and is a predicted model, not a curated record. The transcript has 8 exons.
CAUAGGAAACUCAGACCGCUUUGUUAUUUACCUUGACAACAGCUGGUUCUUUUCCAGGGAAUAAAAAUGGAAUAAGCUUCCUGCUCCCAGUUGUUUUUUUCUUUUUCUUUUCUUUUUUUCUGCUUUCUUGGACUACUUUACCUUUAGCACAUGAGACACAAUGGAUGGGGAAAUGAAAGGAAAUGCUAUGCAGGCUCUGGCCGAUUAUGAUGACAGUGACAGGAUUGACGCCUACGGUUUUGAGAGACGUGGCGAUUUCGACUCCUACAAGGAGAUGAUGAAUCAGUAUGUAGAUGUCCUCAACAGGAGGUCCAUGAGAUGGUCAAAGCUCCUUCAGGAGAAGCCUCAUGUGGAGAAGAACUUCACAGUGAAGAGGUUUGUUCGUAAAGGUGUGCCUAAUGAGCACCGUGCCAGGAUCUGGAUGGCGGCUAGUGGUGCCCAGGAACAGCUGGAGAGUAAGCCGGGUUAUUACCAGUCUCUGCUGGACAUGGAGCAUGACACCAAGCUGAAAGAAACCAUUCACACAGAUAUGCACAGGACCUUUCCUGACAACAUCCUGUUCAAGAGCAAAGCAGAGCCAGGCAUGCAGAAGGCUCUGUUCAAUGUGCUGCUGGCCUACGGACACCAUAAUCCUACAGUGGGCUACUGUCAGGGCAUGAACUUCAUUGCAGGCUACCUCAUGAUCAUCACGAAAGACGAAGAGAAAUCCUUCUGGCUUAUGGAUGCACUGGUGGGCAGGAUACUCCCAGACUACUACACCCCGGCCAUGUUGGGUCUGAAGACUGACCAGGAGGUCCUUGGUGAGCUGGUUAAGGUCAAAGCUCCUGCAGUAGGACAGCUCAUGGCCCAGUACCCUGGCAUAUGGACGCUGGUGGUGUCUCGCUGGUUUAUCUGCCUCUACAUCGAUGUACUCCCUAUCGAGACUGUUCUGCGGGUCUGGGAUUGUCUUUUCUACGAGGGAUCCAAAGUACUUUUCCGCGUGGCUCUUACUCUCAUACUUCACCACCAGGCAGAGAUCCUGAGAGCGCGCUCUUUGCCUGACGUGUGCGAAUGCUUCAAACAGAUCACUUCUGGGGCUUUCACUCUAGACUGCCACACCUUUAUGCAGAAGAUCUUUACGGAACCUAAGAGUCUGUCGAUGUCGACUGUUGAUAAACUGAGAGAGAAAUGCAGACAACAAAUUCUCAAGGAGGAAUCAGGACAGCCAUGAGGUUCAGGACACUUUCCCCUUAUACUGGAUUUAAUAAAAUAAAGGCUCAGGCAGCGUAUGUAACACUGUACAGUCAGGAACGUAUGAAACAUGACUACAGGAACUGUAUGAAACAUACAUGUUGGUGACUCUUCUGGUUACUUCUGUGAUUUAUACUUUGUUACACUCUAAUCUGGCAGACUGGGUGUCUAAAUAUGAAGGCUUAUGCUUCUGAGGCUUUUCUUUUGAUUUUGACUCCAAUCUUUCACCUACUAUAUUUGCUGCUAUAUAUAUACAGAAGUACAUUAAGAUCAUAACACUGCACCAAACAGCAUUUAAAUGUGUAUUUUCUAAAAACACUUUUGCUUUGGUGAUUAUGGACGGAUCACUUAUUUUUACUGUGAAUACUUUGUUCUGUCUCUUGCCUUUAGGACUGUUUACAAGAGAACGUAAAGCUGAAGGGUCACGCUUUUAAUGUGGUGGUUUCUGUUUAAAUUUAUGGAGCUCAGUCUCAUUUUUCACUUUUUGUUGUAAA